Lingula anatina is the source of this 555-nucleotide messenger RNA. Its product is annotated as sarcoplasmic calcium-binding protein. The record is from RefSeq and is a predicted model, not a curated record. NCBI's taxonomy places the organism in Eukaryota, Metazoa, Brachiopoda, Lingulata, Lingulida, Lingulidae. Gene Ontology annotation, molecular function: calcium ion binding.
AUGGCCGACCAAGCUCUACCCCCUUAUCCCGAGUUCUGGGUACGUAAGAUGCGUUCAUUUUUUAUUCUCUUCGACCGCGAUGGUGACGGUAUCAUCCACAAGUCUGACUACGUGGACACCGUUUUAAACAGGGCCAAAAAAUGGAUGAACGAACAGCAGAUUAAGGUCUUCUAUGAACUCCUGGAUGGAGGGUGGGAAACCUUCAUGAAAACCGAAACACCGAAGGACACUCGGACAUUCGAGGAUAUGCUACAUGCGCGUUAUUUCAUGGAUUUUGACGCCAACAUGGAGAAAAACGCCCGCGAUUGGCUUGGGACUUAUUUUGAUGGCGUUGCAGACGCAAAUGGAGACGGACAUGUCACCCUGAAAGAGUAUACCCAUUUUUUAGGCAGUUUUGGCGUUCAUCCUUUUUCCGUGACUCCGUCGUUUCAGGCCAUUGAUAUUGAUGGUAGUGGACUGAUCACCAGGGAUGAAUUCAUUGAAACUGGGACCAAAUUCUUAAGCGUCAUGGUGGACACUUCUGCCAAAUUAUUUUGGGGCCCUUUCACGGCGUGA